Saccostrea cuccullata (small rock oyster) is the source of this 2054-nucleotide messenger RNA. RefSeq lists its product as uncharacterized. Lineage: Eukaryota; Metazoa; Mollusca; Bivalvia; Ostreida; Ostreidae. Bases 417 to 2054 code for a protein of 545 amino acids. The transcript has 2 exons. The record is from RefSeq and is a predicted model, not a curated record.
UUCCACAAAUUAACUUAAUUUCUUCAAAAGAAAGUUAUUUAAAUGAAACAAUAGAACGUUCUGAUUUAGUUUCACUAAGAUAUAAGGUAUUUGAAACUGGAACCAGCAUACUUCAGAGAAAAGACAGAUUUUGCGAAAGAAAAGUAAAACAAUUGCUUACAAGUAUUGAAUAUCUUGAUUGUGCUGGUCUCUGUUCUAGAUCUGCCAAACAUCAUGAACUUGAAAUACCUCUGCCUAUCCCACUUUUCUACACGCUUUCUCAAUUGAAUGAAUGGAUUGGAAAAAACAAUAAAGCAUUUGCACUUUCAAGAUCUUUAAGAUGCCCCUGUUUCGCUAGUGCUCUGUGUGUUUUAACGAGCAUCAAUGCAAAGAAAAUUAUAAACCAAAGUGUUUUCUGUAAAUUUGAACGUCAGGCUAUGGAAAAUCUAAUUCAGCAUGCUUAUGACAACAGAAACUAUAUUCUUUUUGCCAGACUUGUACAUAUGUGUGUAAUGAGUAAAGAGGAUAUACAUGUACAUGUAUUUACAAAUUUCUUUCGGAAAAAUGAAUAUACGCCUACUACAUGCAUUGCCAUUGACGUAAUAAUUGCUAUUUUGAUCAACAGAAUCAGAAGAAUCCAGUGUUUUCAAAAGCUUAAAGUCAGACUUUCACUUUGCCACAGAUGCAAUGACAAGAAAUUUGUUUUCCUUCUGGCAUAUGAAGGGGUCAUAGAAACAAACUCAGAAAUUCCUAAAUUGCUUUUAGGAAUUGAUCUACUCCUUUACAAUUAUAGACAACAAUCUGAUGAAUCAAUAUCAGUUUCCAAUUCGUCUGCUGCUUCUUCAUUGAAAGAAAAAUUACCAACAAUGACAGAACACAUGGCAAGAACCCUUUUCUCCCAACAUUCAAAUCUCUACAUGAUAACAGCUUCGGCUUUUAAGUCUGUUAAGUAUUCAACAGAAAAUCAUCGGGUUGACCUGAAAGUUUGUUUUAGGUUAUUUUGUCAGCAUAAAGGAUACAUUCCUUAUGGAGAAAAAGAAUUCCCAAGACGAUUAGGAGAAUAUGAAAUGGAUGUUUUAGAAGGAUAUUGCUCUUUCGGGAUGGAUACUUCACUAGAAAUUGGAGGGCAUAUUCGUCGUAAAGGAGGUGCUAGUGGAAGCAUUGGUGGUUUUGUGAAACUUCUUAACGGUAAAAUUGGAUUAAUAACUUGUGCUCAUGUUUUGUUUUCGCCUGAAGAAUUACUUUCUGGAAUCUUUAGUAACUCUGUUGUUGAAGCCUUUGAUAAGAGCUCUCACACGUUUAAAGCGUGUGGAAAAAUUAUUGAUGCUAAAUUUCCUGUUUCCCGGAAAGCCACAGAAUUUUCAUCAGCUUCUUCAAUUACUUUAGAAAACAAUAUCGACGCUGCUGUAGUAGAACUUGUGCCUACAAUAAACUCCUUCGGAUUUCGAGCUGUGCCAGAGGACCAAUUGCGUUCUGCAGGAUUUGAUCCAGGAUGUCUUCCUGCAUUUCCUGGUAAAAUCAUUCCAGUCCCUAUUCCUGAUUGCAGCGAAAAAGAACAAAUUCAAAACGUCAGCGGUAAAAUUCCAGGAGCAUCAGAAAGUGUCAUAAAAUUUGGUGCCUCAACCGGCUUUACCAUUGGUGAUCUUUACUUCAACCGUGUGCAUGCUCGAUUCAUGAACCAACAUAUAAGUUUUUAUGGAACAGAUAUAGGACCCAUUAUGUGUAACCAAAUAGAAAUUCGAAACCUUCCACAGGGAGAUUUUUUUAGCAUGGGUGAUUCUGGAUCCUUCGUUUUUUGUAUAAAUCCAAAUAAGACAUUAAGUUGUAUUGGUAUGGCGAUAGGACUUUCUCCGAGUGGUUCUUGUUUGGUCACACCAAUUGAUAGAAUAUUGCAAUCCUUUGGACUCCCCCAAACGUUAGAAUCAUGUUAUCCUGGAGUUUCAAUAAAGCCUGACACAACCCCUAUUAAUCCAGUUUUAGAAAACAUUAGCAGAUUUAUGGAAUCCAUUCAAAUACAACUAAAUGACUUGAACAGAAAGGUCCAAGAGAUCGAUGACGAAAGAAAAAACAAGUAG